AUGGAGGUGAAGAUGAAGAAGUUGAAGUUGCCAGGCCUCACCAUCCCGAAUACCUCAGUUCAAGAGUGCUGGUACCUCAUACCAGAUUCUCCAUACCGUGCCGAGUCAUCGAAACCUAGAGCCGCGAAGGGCGCCUGCACCGUUCCCUUCAUCACGCUCUUUUCCAUUCGACUCCCACUACCCCCAAUCCAACCCAACCCGGCUCAACCCCCAGAACUUCUGUACUACAAACGCGCACCUCGUCAUCAAACGCGCCAACCAGCUCUUCCCCUUCAUGCAGGGACUGUGAAUUUCAGACUGCGAGCAGGUAAACUGAAUACAUUCAUUGUGAAAACUAAUCUGCAGAUCCCGCACGGCUACCUUCAGAUCGAUACCAACGGACUUGCCCUACUCUGCGAUUACCACACACCUACCCUAUCACACUCGGGGCUGUCCAUCCUGGACGCUCCUUCGCCCCCCGGGCAAGCUUCGCCCUAUGUCAAGGAAUUCCGCGAUUCUGCGUGCGCGGCACCCUUAGAGUUCCUCCCACAACACCUCGCGACCUUCCCAACAACAUGGCCGUUUCCACGGGGUGACCUGUAUCACUGGAUCCCGCUGCUCAACCGAUUUGACGACAUCCUUGCCAUGUUCUGCGCCGCAUACAAGCUGGUGGAGCCCCAGACCGAGGACUUUGGAUGUUCACUCUUAGAGAACUCAUUGAAGGAAGCACCGAUCGGGUUAAACUUCGGACAAUACCUGGCCCAAUUUGGAUAUUCAAGUGAAGGAGAUAGAGAGCUUGUGGAGUCGGUUCUGAGAUUCUCGACAUUGCUAAUGCGAAACUGCGGUAACCGGACCAUCUACGCAAGCAGUUCGCAUCUCAACCACGUACUAAAUACAACCUCGCUUUCCCUCAUACAGGUCACCCUGGAGCUGGCGUCGGAAUUAGCACAGCGUUAUAGCGCCGCCUUGAAGCGCACGAAUAUCCCAAUUCGGAACGUCGCAAACAGCCUGCUGACCAGUCACUACAACAUCAACCUGGAGAAGGUUCUGCAACUAGCUCAGCCAUUCUCGAAGACUGUGACCAGCCCCGCAGAACCUGCGCAGCCCGCAACACCUGCCACGCCGAGUGUCAAAGGCAAGGAAAAGGCCAUCUUCAGCGUCCCUUCGCCGCAGAAGGUUGCGUCUGCAAAAGUCUAUGCCAAUGACUUUGCCUCGAUGGUGAAGGGAGGAUCUGGUGUCAGUGGAAGCCCGAAGAGUGUGAAAAGUGGACUCGAUCCUAAAUCAAGGGUCGAUUCAUCUUGGGAGGAAUGGGGCGACGUCAUGAUUAAAUUCGAGACCAGAGCCGAACCAGACAUGAAUGGCAUCGUCAACCCGCCUACACCUCACUCUCCGGCAGUGCCAGCAACUCCGACACCCUCUCGGAGGUCUAACUUAGGACCCCAUGUUCAACAGCGAACCGAUAGGCAAUCGGGAAGCGCCGACUCGCCAGCAACUUUACCCCGUACUUCGACGUUUCCUGCUACUGCGAGCGGCGAUCCCGCUCGUGACCCUUACAAGUACAUCGAAAUCGCUGGCUCGAAGAUCAGAUCUGAUGGCAUGCAUAUGGUCCUGGCUGAGAACAUGUCUGAGCUGAAGCCCGAUCAGCGAUACGAGCUUCUACACAAGCUCCGUGUCGCAAAUGCUCUGUCAACCUCCCUGGAGACGCGACGUCAAAUUCUCGCCAUCAGACUGCUGGCCAUUACGAACUUGAUCUAUGUGCAGUCAGAACAGAGCUUCCUCGCUAACGACUUCAUGAAACAAGACCAGCAGGAGCCCCGUCGAUCACAGCUGAUAUCCCAACUCGCGGAGUUAGUACACCCACCCGCUGAAGGUGAAGUUGCGGUUCCACGACCCAUUCAAACCCUGGCACUCGGCGCAUUGGAUGCACUGGCAGGAAUCACGGACCAAUUCAAGAACGCUGAGGUCUGCGCUGCGCUCAACACAAACGUCAAUCACGGCGUGCUCCUCUACGUGGUCAGAACAGCUGUCGCAGAGCUCAAUACCGAGGACAAGGGCGCCCAACGUGACGACGAUGAUGGGUGGCGCUAUGCUAUAUUCUCGCUGCUGUCCAAUUUAUGCACCAGUCAACACACUGCGGGUAACCUAGUCACUGCAGGACUGAUACCUAUCCUGCUAGAAGUCAUCACUCUACGGACAUCUACCGCCGAGCGAUAUCAGCCUAUGGUGCUUACGUUCCUCGAUUCUCUGAUGUACAGUACGCGCGAGGCAUUUCAGAACCUCGUGAGUGCCGAUGGACUUGAUGCUGUGUCGGACUUGAUGGUGCACGAGGUUGCGGUCGCGGCUAGGACUGCAUCUUCUGGGGCUGGUAUUCCCCUCAAGUACCGCGCCGCAUCAGUCGAUUACGAAGUCGCAUUCUUCCAACAGCAGGUUCUCAAAUGGGUCCUCAAAUUCGUCCAUCAUAUGAUGGCUACUCCGGGUGGCUAUGGUGGGAACUUUGACCGGCUCUUAAGAAAUCUGAUCGAUUCGUCAACCCUCCUGGCUAGUCUUCGUCAGAUCAUUGGCAACGCGCGUGUCUACGGAUCUGUUGUCUGGACCAAUGCGGUUAGCAUUCUGAACGACUUUAUCAACAACGAGCCAACCAGCUUUGCAGUCAUCGCCGAGGCCGGACUCAGUCGUGGUCUGCUCGAGGCUGUCACUGGAACUACCAUCGUAAUGCCACCGGAACUGACGAAGCCUUCCGAGCCAGCGGGUGAAGAAUCUGCUGUUAGCAGCGACAGCGCGGCAGAAUCUGCUGCGACUGACACUCCUUCUCCGGCAUCCGACGAUGAGGGGGCCCGUCGCGACGAUUACGAGGGAUACCAAGUGCUCCCUGUGACGCAGCCUAUGCUUGAGGCUCCGCGUGCGAACUCCUUGGCUCGGGGAAUCAUGCCAACAUCCGAAACCAUCAACAUUGUACCUCAGGCUUUCAGCGCUAUUUGUCUCAAUAACGCUGGUAUGAAAAUGUUCAAGGCCUCUAAGGCUCUCGAAAUCUUCUUCGAGAUCUUCGAGAGCCCGGAGCACGUCAAGUGCAUGGAUACAAAUAAGGAGCUACCAAGUAGCCUUGGCGGCAGCUUCGACGAACUUAUGCGCCAUCAUCCUCCCCUAAAGGAUGCGAUCAUGACAUCGAUUGUGAACAUGGUCGCCCGCGUGGAUCACCUGUGCAAGACGAAGGCUGCAAACAAUAAGGUUGGAGCCAAAUUAUGGACUACGGAUCAGUCGGGAAAGCCUGUCAUUGCGAACGAUCAAAUCACACACGCACUCGUCGACCGCUUCGGCAAGGGCAAGGCCGCUGAUAAUAGCGGUGAUGUGGAAAUGGAGGAUGCUGAAUCGACCCCGACACAAGGUGUAGCAUCAGGCCCUGUCGACAUAGCUUCAACUGUUUCCAUGACCCCUUACAUUACCGCAGUUGCUACAUUCCUCUCAGCCAUGUUCAGCAAUACAUCCGUACGAUCUGACUUCUGCAACAAAGGUGGCCUACCAUAUGUUCUGAGCAUGGCCCACUCUGACUGCCUCUCUUAUGACUUCGCAGAGUCAACUGGCGGCCGCACUUUUAAUCAAGUCAUCUCUUUAAUUGCCGAGACAAAGCCACAUCUGGUGAUGCCAUCCUUGAUCCAGAGCGCCCUGAAGGCUGCCGAGGAUCUUCAGCCAUUUAUCUCCAACACUGGCUCCAGCUCCUUUUUUGCCCCUUUCGUCGAUUCGGAAGCUCGACAAUCGGCCGACGUUCAGCUUCUUGCUCGGGGCACCAAGUUCGUGAAGGCGCUUGUGUUCCUGCAUUCUUCAAUUCCUACGAUGGUCGCAACCUUUCAACCAUCGCCGUACAACCAUCGAAACACUAACAAUGUUUUCUCGCAAGUCAAUGUCUCAGACUACUACGUACGCCUUGUGAACAUUCUAGGUCCCUUGUUAGGUGCUUCCCUGAGAGAAGAGAUGCGCCUGCAGAAGUCCGUACCCGACUAUUGGAAGCACGUCUCCCGUACGAAAGAGUCUGGGUUUGGAGAAUCUCCUGCAAAUGCCAGUCGCGAAGGCGAGACUUCUACAUCUACAUCCGAGGAACCCGUCGGUGGUGAGUCAGCUGAUACCACUAAUACCUCUAGCGUAGCCAUCAGAGAGCCUUCAACAUCUGUAGACCUAGCUGCUGCAAAACCCAAGACGGUGUCCAAAGCCGAGCAAAGCUCACCUUGUUUCAAGAACUACCAGACGUUGAAAUACCUUCUUGGGAAGAUGCCCAAGGUUAUCAAGCCAUUCUUCCAGACCCUUGGCAAGGCAUUGGUAUCAAAGCGAGCCACCGACUCCUUCCUGAAGCAGGGCCAUCUAAGUAUUGCAGAAGCAUUGGCAGAAUCGAUGAUUGGGCAACUGGCUGCAGUUGAUGAUGAGUGUUCUUCGGAGACUUACUCGUAUUGGUCAGGAAUCAUUGCAGUUUUGAAUGACAUGUUGGUCGAAUCUUCUCGUCACAAUGAGCGACCAGUCCAGACUAUCACCAUCGUCCUGCAAGCCUUCAAGGAUCAAAACGGAAUCAAGGCUCUGAAUCAUAUCCUGGGAGAAUUCACUCACUGUAUUCGUUCAUACAAGAUUCCGGAGGGCCAGACCGCUCAGAUUCUCAAGGCAGUGCCGCUUGGCCCAGAAGAGACGAAGGUCACACUUGCUACGCAAGGUACCGAGCGCAUACUUGGCCUCUACAGCCAAAUAGUCAACGGACGGAACCUGACCGAAGCGAUUCAGACCAUGUCUAUGCUGCCUAGAGAGAGAGGACAAGCCCUCCGUGUAGACCAGUUUUCGCCCUCUCAACUUCUGGUUGAGCUUCGCAUGGCUGUUCUUCCUUUCGUCCGCAGUCUUUGGGUAUCUGAUCUGCUUGAGACGGGCCUGAGUGAUAUUGCAGGGAAGCUCAUCGACAUUAUUAGAACCAUUGCACUCGCUGACUGCGAGAGCAAUGCACUGAAGAGAUCCGAUAAGCCGGUAUUUCCUGCUAAACCCGCCCACAAGACUUUGAAGAUCACUCCAGAACACAUGGUGAUCUUGCUUGGAUAUCCCGGUGUCGAUAAAGAAUUUGCAGAAGAGGCCUUGUACCGCUGUAACAAUAACAUUUCUUUCGCCAUGGAUUACUGCAAGCUGUAUGCUCUGGAUGCAUUUCAGCGAAAUCCAGUACCGGAAGGCGAUCUCCCACCUUCGAUCCCUGCAUCGAACCUUUCCUCGAGUGCUCAAACCAGCACUUCAACUGGCGCCUCUACUCCUGUUGAUCAUCACAUGGCAGGAAGUAUCGAAGAUACUGACCAUGGCCUCAAUCAAGCUGCUGUUCCCGGGCUUGCUGCCUCUGUCGCUGCUACACCUCCGAAUCUUGAGGCCCUCUUCACCCAAAAUCGGUCUUCGGUGGCGGAGGCUCCUGCAGAAGUUCAGAAGGGAGAAUCCGCAAUCAAGCGUGUCACCGUCGACGACCUAAACGAAGAGCGAGCUCUCAUUCGAGACGACCUGAUCGACAAGUGUCUUGAUGUACUCAGCGCCCACAACACCUUGACGUUUGAGAUAUCCGAUUUGAUUAGCGCGGUGGUUAAUAAGUCUGAAGAUCCUACCGCGCAACGAAAGGUGGUUAGUGAGACGUUGGUUGUUGCUCUUAUGUCCUUCGCCGGCGAGGAGGAUUGGGAUACCAACGGCGAAAAGGUUGCUGCCUUUGCCAAUCUUCUCGCGCUUAUGCUCCGAGACAAGCUUUUCUUCGCAGCUGCUCUUGACGAGUUGAAAGAAAAUCUUGACAAUUUGCUCGGUUUCAUCAAGUUGGCACCCCGUCAUUCUGCGGAGUGGAAGUCCCCAUGGGUUUCGCAGAUUUUACUGAUUGUGGAGAUGCUUUUGAGCGAGGAUGCCCGACCCCAGAAGACCAAGUGGACUCUGCCCAAGGAUGACAACGAUAAGCCAGACCCACCGGUACUGGAAUUGGCCGAGCCGGUCUUCUCGCCCGCACAGCGAGCCCAGCUUCUGGACUCGAUCCUUGGCAUAUUGAAUCACAUCGGUAAGGACGAAGGGCUUGCGUUAGCUGUUUUGCGUAUUCUGGUGAUCUUGACCCGAAGCCGUCCCAUGGCCCAGUAUCUAGGCGAGACGAAAAACAUCCAGGGCUUGUUCUUACUGGCCAAACAACUUUGUGGUGCCAGCUCUGCUCGCAUUCAAAGUCCGCUGCUGAUCGUCCUACGUCACAUAAUCGAAGAUGAUGAGACCAUCAAGCAGAUCAUGCGCUCUGAAAUCAAGUCGUUCAUGGAAGCCAAUCGGCAAGCACGAGCUCUCGACGAGAAGGCAUACCUCCGCGGAUUGGCUCAUACUGCUGUGCGGAGCCCCAAACUCUUUGUGGAAGUUACCAACGAGAUGGUCAAGUUCAAUCGUUGGACUUAUCAAGUCCAUGAGAGCCGAAGCACCCAAUCGCUGGUCUUGAAGGAAGUUGCUCCGGCGUCACCUUCCAAAAUAGCUGACGAGAGUGUUCAUCCCACUGUCCAGGCUACGGAAGAUCUCUCUAUCCAAGAUGUGAAGGCAUCCACCGAAGCUGGUGAUAUUGAGAUGGCCGAUUUGCCAAAGACAAAUGCAAAUGAGCAAAAGCUGCCGGUGGUAGAAAACCCCGAUGGUGUUAUCCACUUCUUGCUGAAAGAGCUUAUGGCUGGCCGGAUUUUACAUGAGAAGGACAGCGACUCCGUACCAGGCCAGAUCUUUGCCGAUAAGAGUGCCCAAGCCAUCCAUGGUGAUCUGCCAAUGACAAACCCUUCUCCCACAGAGGGCGUACAUGCGGCAGAUGCCAAAGCCGACUCGAAGUCCACCCCUAAGCUGGAUUUUAAGCCCGAGGACCACCCACAUUACAUCUACAGAUGUUUUCUCCUCCAAUGCCUCACUGAACUCCUAUCGUCAUACAACCGUACAAAGAUCGAGUUCAUCAACUUUAAGCGCAGUGCUCCACCUCAAGCCAUGACCCCGUCCAAGCCGCGAUCUACGGUACUCAGCUACCUUCUGUCUGACCUCAUUCCCAUAGGCACAUUGAAGCAUGUCGAAGGUACCGCUUUGCGAAAGAAGCUGGUCACGUCAAACUGGGCCGAUUCUGUUAUCACUGCACUUGUAUGCAAGACAGGAGAGCUACCAGUCGACAAGACCCGCGACGCCUACGACAGUGAUAAUGAACCCGACCUGCUCUUUGUACGCAAGUUCGUCUUGGAGAACAUUCUGAAGGCUUACAAGGAGGCCAGCGCAUCCUCCGAACCUCUGGACAGCAAAUACGCAAAACUGUUGUCUCUGGCAGAGCUGAUGAACCACAUCAUGACUGGAAAGGAGAACCUUGGGAUCCAGGACACUUCGGUCGCCAAUGCAUCUCAAAAGCAGCUGAGACGUAUCAUGUUCGAGAAGGGCUACGUCGCGGCUCUAACCGCAUCUAUUGCGGACAUUGAUCUCAACUUCCAGGAUGCCAAGCGCGCCGUCAAGUACAUCCUGAAGCCUCUAAAGACGUUGACUGCGACUGCCAUUAGUCUCAGCGACCUUGCACUCAUCACUAGUACACCUGGCCAGGCCGAUGAGGACGAGAUUGAGUCUGCAACAUCUCUCUCUGACGAGGAAGAGAGUCGGGAGGAGACUCCAGAUCUUUUUCGCAACUCCUCCUUGGGUAUGCUGGAACCUGGCAGAGAGGAUGAUUCCUCUUCCGAUUCGGACGACGAGGACGAAGAGAUGUACGAGGAUGGAUACGAUGAUGAGAUGGACUAUGAUGACGGUGCCCCAGGUGCCGAAGAGGAUGGUGUCAGCGACGAAGAUGAAGAAAUCGAAGGCAUGGGUCCAAUCGAAGGUCUGGACGGCGACCACGGCGUUGAUGUCGAGGUCAUUAUGGAGGACGAUGAUGAAGACGACGACGAGAUGGAUUCAAGUGGUGCGGAUGAUGAUGACGAAGACGAGGACGACGACCAUGAUUCAGAAGAUGAUGACGGCCGUGUUGAAAUUAUUGACGAAGUCGGAAACAUCCAACAACUCGCCGCGGAUGAGGAGAUCGGAGAGUGGGUGAGCGAUGAUGGAGGCGAAGAAGAAGUUGACGAUGAAGGAGAGGAAGAGGACUACGACGACGAGAUUGCUGGACAAGAGGAUGGCAUGCAUGCUAUUGACAUGCCGGGCGGUCCCAUUGGUCAUCUUGUCCGUGCUCUCGCGGGAGAUGCCGAGGCCGCUGAGAUCAUCGGACGCAUGGAGGCCGAUGGCAUCGAUGCCGGUGAGGAGGAUGAGGAGGAGCAAAUGCAGGGAGAGUAUGCAGAGGAUGAUGAAGAAGAUCGUGGCUUCCCCUGGCCAGAAGACGUCGAACCCCCUGUGGUUCUACAUCGUCGCCCUCGUGGCGGAUUCUCCCCAUUCCCACUGCCCUUUGCUGGCGGUCCUCGUGACCCGCUAGGCGGUACGUUACUCCAGUUAGCACAGUUAACUCAACAGAUGGAGGCCGCUCAAGACCAUCUGGAUCAGCUCCAACUCUCAAUUUCACUACAUUCCGGUGGCAGAAACAGAACUGAUCCGAAUGCAGUACCAGAUUACCGAGGCUCUUACAGAUCACACAGACCUGGUGCUCCAGCAGCUCGCGCCGGGGACGAUGGAAUCAACCCUCUACUUCAACGAAGUGGCCCAGGGGCCCAAAUCCGUGACCUUUCUAGCCGACCUGCGGGAGGCUGGCUGCAAGCGUUCGCUGGCCACAGUGGAGAAAUCUUGGAUAUCGGUGGACGACCGUUCGGUGAGAGCCCCGCAACUGAAGCUCUGCUGGAUGAAGUGAUCAGAUCCUUACCGAUUACGCCAGGCCAACUUGCUCGCAACGGACACGCCUUGCAGUUCCACAUCACCGCCCCACCUGGUCAGCCACUCCCACCUGAUUUCCAAGCCAUGUUCGGUAUGCGUCCACAGAGAUGGGAGUCGUCGAGAUCGACUGUAGUGGAGCCUGGAAGCGCAACUUUCUUCGCCCCGCAGUCAACCAGCGCCCGAUGGUUGGAAGAAGCCAAGAUUAUUUUUGGCUCGCCCACAGCCUUUAUCGAGAGAGCUAAUGAGCUUGCGACCGCUAUCUUGGCUCUCCUUGUUCCUCCUGCCAUCGAGAUUGACAGGGCCGCUAAGGCAGCUGCCGCUGAGAAGGCUCGUAAGGAAGAGGAGGAGAAGCAGAAGCGUGUUGAGGAGGAGAGAAUAGCGAGAGCACAGAAGGAAGAAGAGGAGAGAGUGGUUAGAGAGAGAAAGGAACUCGAGGAACGAGAGGAGGCGGAGAGAGUUGCAGCUGAGGCACUUGCCGCUCGUGGACCCGAGCCGGAAUCAAGUGAGCCUCAAGGUGACUUGGAAACCCCCGAUCUUGAUCGUAUGGACGGCAUCGAGUCCGAAGCCCCCGAACCAGCCGAGCAGGCCGCAGAAGCUGAUGCGGCACCUGCUGCAAAUCAACCAAGAAUCACAACAAUGAUUCGUGGUAACCCGUACGACAUCACGGACUUGGGCAUUGACCCAAGUUUCCUCGAAGAACUGCCAGAUGAACUUCGAGAAGAGGUCAUCAUGAGUGCUGUUGCUGAACGCCGAUCUGCCGCCGCCGCUACUGGUGGUCAGCCAUCGGACAUUGAUCAAGAGUUCCUUGAUGCGCUGCCAGAUGAUAUCCGCGAUGAAAUCAUGCAACAGGAGAGAGCAGAUAGACGUCGUCGCGAGCGAGAACAGCGUAACCGUGCAGCUGCGGAAGCAAAUGGCGGAGCAGGUCCAGCUGCAGUUGUGGAUGCGGAUACCGCAGCUAUGUUGGCUAACCUAGCUCCAGCAUUGAGAAAUCAAAUGCUCGCCGAGCAAGAUGAGGCAACAAUUGCUUUGCUACCUCAGGACCUUCAAGUCCAGGCCCGAGCUGUCGCGGCUGCGCAAGGGGGUCACAGAAUGCCGCCUCGACUGCCAGUUGGUUAUGCACGCAGAGGCGUACCGAACUCGUUUGGCGAGCUUCGUCAGGCUGCUGAGAGACCCCAGCGACGUGCUACUGUCCAGAUGCUCGACAAGCCAGGUAUUGCCACGCUACUGCGCCUGAUGUUCUUGUCACUGCAGGGGUCCCUUCGCACGACAUUUUACACGCUACUCCAGAACAUCUCGAUGAACCGACACAAUAGGAACGAGAUCAUCAGUACUAUUCUGCACGUUCUACAAGAGGGCAGCGUCGAUAUAUCUGCCGUUGAGAGAAGCUUCUCUCAUCUUUCCCUGAGAGCCAAGCAGCCAAAGGAAACCCAGCCAAAGACUCCCCAAACGCCGUCCCUGAAGAGAACUCUCACAAACUUGGGGCCGGUCGCACAAAUAACAUUUGACGUGUCUCCUCUCAUGGUUGCGGCACAAUGUUUGGAUGCACUGGUAACUCUCAGUCAGACUAAUCCGCACGUUCCAGCAUACUUCUUGACCGAGCACAACGUCCCGGCGGAAGGCCUCAAGCGAACCUUUAGCCGGAAGGGCAAGGGCAAGGAUAACAAGGCGGCCAAGUAUGCUCUUAAUUCACUGCUCAGCCUCUUGGACCGCGAUCUCAUCAUGGAGAGUUCGAAGGUUAUGGAACACCUUUCUACGCUCCUGAAUACCAUCACAUCCCCCCUUCAAGGUCUUCAACGGAAGCAAAAGGAAGCCGAAGAGGCCAAAAGAAAGGCUGAAGCCGAUGCCGCCAAGGCUGCUGAGACUGUUGCUCUAGCUGGGACGACGACUACCACGAGUGAUCAGCCCGAAGAGCCAAAAGCUGAAGCUUCUGGUGCUGAGGCAACAGUCACUGAAGUCCCAUGUCAAGAGUCGGCUCCAGAAGGUGGCGAAACUUCCGUGGAUGCUCAGGAUCCCAAAUCUGAACCUGCGAAGGAGCUAGAAAAGCAGAAGAAAAUCGCCUUUUUCAACCCUCCAGUCAUUCCAGACCACAACCUGAAGCUGGUGAUCAAUAUCUUCGUGGCUCGCGAAUGCUCCUCCAAGACAUUCCGAGAGACACUUUCAACAAUCAAAAACCUGUCUACUAUUCCUGAUGCCAAGGCUGUCUUUGGACGAGAACUUAUCUCCAAGGCACAAGGACUAGGUAGCAUCAUCUUGAUUGAUCUGGAGGAACUCCUCCCCCAAAUCGAGAAGGCUACAACCGGUACUGAGAUACAAGGCGUCGCUCUGGCCAAAUUCUCCCCUGGAGGCUCCGACCAGAACAAGCUCUUGCGAGUGUUGACAGCUCUUGACCAUCUCUUCGAUCCUAAGCGUGAGAAGAAGGACAAGCCUACCGAAGCCGAGGCCCAAGGCGAAUCUUUCCAGCUGGUAGAGAAGCAGGAUCUUUUGUCUUCUCUCUACGAGAAUUCUACCUUUGGUAGAAUGUGGGAGCGACUCAGCGCCUGUCUCAGCGCGAUCAGACAACGAGAGCAGAUGCUCAAUGUCGCCACCAUCCUUCUUCCCCUCAUCGAGGCAUUGAUGGUUGUGUGCAAAAACACCACUUUGAAGGAUACGCCAAUCUCCCGUACCCAACAUGGAAAGGAGAUGCUUUUGACGAGCCCACCACCCGAUAGUCAAAUGGAGAGCUUGUUCUACACCUUCACUGAGGAGCAUCGCAAGAUCCUCAACGACUUGGUCCGAAACACUCCCAAGUUGAUGUCCGGUACGUUCUCACUCCUGGUCAAGAACCCGAAGGUCCUUGAAUUCGACAACAAGCGCAACUACUUUACACGUAGCGUUCAUGCCAAGGCUCCAAACAGCCGACAGUCAUUCCCCCCUCUCCAGCUCUCCGUUCGUCGAGACCAAGUUUUCCACGAUUCCUUCAAGUCCCUCUACUUCCAAACAGGCGACCAGAUGAAGUUUGGCAAGCUCAGCAUCCGAUUCCACGGUGAGGAGGGUGUUGAUGCUGGUGGUGUUACUCGGGAAUGGUUCCAAGUACUUUCCCGACAAAUGUUCGAUCCAGGAUACGCUCUCUUCGUUCCCGUAUCUUCUGACAGAACUACCUUCCACCCCAACCAUUCCAGUAGCAUCAACGAGGAACAUCUGAUGUUUUUCAAGUUCAUUGGUCGCAUCAUCGGCAAGGCUCUCUACGAGGGUCGUGUCUUGGACUGCCAUUUCAGUCGUGCUGUCUACAAGCGCAUUCUGGGCAAGGCUGUCUCAGUAAAGGAUAUGGAGUCUCUUGAUCUGGACUACUACAAAUCACUUGUCUGGAUGCUGGAGAACGAUAUCACUGACAUCAUCACCGAAACGUUCUCUACUGAGCAGGACAAGUUUGGUGUUACGGAGACAAUCGACUUUAUCCCCAACGGCCGAAACAUCCCCGUUACAGAGGAGAACAAGCAUGAAUACGUUCGCUUGAUGACUGAAUGGAGACUCACGGGAUCUGUGAAGGAGCAGUUGGAUGAGUUUUUGAAGGGCUUCCACGACAUCAUUCCCGCCGAGUUAGUCGCCAUCUUCAACGAGCAAGAACUCGAGUUGUUGAUUUCAGGUCUUCCCGAGAUUGACGUCGACGACUGGAAGAGCAACACCGAGUACCACAACUACACGGCCUCCUCACCCCAGAUUCAAUGGUUCUGGCGUGCCAUCCGUUCCUUCGACAAGGAGGAGCGUGCCAAGCUGCUUCAGUUCGUUACCGGUACCUCCAAGGUGCCACUCAACGGAUUCAAGGAGCUGGAGGGUAUGAAUGGGUUUAGUCGCUUCAACAUCCACCGUGAUUACGGCAGCAAGGAUCGUCUUCCGAGUUCGCACACAUGCUUUAACCAACUUGACCUGCCGGAGUACGAGAGCUACGAGAGUCUGCGCAACCAAGUCCUCACCGCCAUCACGGCGGGAAGCGAGUAUUUUGGUUUUGCAUAG
Drepanopeziza brunnea f. sp. 'multigermtubi' MB_m1 is the source of this 12777-nucleotide messenger RNA. NCBI's taxonomy places the organism in Eukaryota, Fungi, Ascomycota, Leotiomycetes, Helotiales, Drepanopezizaceae. The record is from RefSeq and is a predicted model, not a curated record.